Messenger RNA from Penicillium vulpinum, 1275 nucleotides. RefSeq lists its product as uncharacterized. The transcript is spliced from 4 exons. The record is from RefSeq and is a predicted model, not a curated record. The coding region runs from base 1 to 1275 and encodes 424 amino acids. Gene Ontology annotation, molecular function: protein binding. Lineage: Eukaryota; Fungi; Ascomycota; Eurotiomycetes; Eurotiales; Aspergillaceae.
AUGUCAACAGCCCCAGAGACCCCUUCCACUGAGACGUAUUUGCUGGCUUUCAAUGGCCAACUGAACUUGAAAAAUGCAUACACUUGGAGCCUGACACAAAUUCAAGCUUUCAUGGCCGAGGUUGUACACAACCCUAAUGCCUAUGGGGUAGAACAGAAAGUAUUAUCAGAAUUGCAGAGACUACGCACCGAUAUUAUCGAUCUCAGCGAAAAUGGAAGCAAAUUUCUGUCUGAGGCCGACUACCCGCAGGCGAUUUCGAGGACGGUUAACCCAACUGCAGCGGCUAGCGAGGAUGAGCCAUAUUUCUUGUUGAAUAUACUAACAUACGGAGGCGUUCCAUAUUGGUGCUCAUUUGAUCUUCUAGACAAUUUCCCCGAAGAACUCAUAGAGCUCAUUUUGAUAUUGUUAGAUGACGAGCAGACACUUCUACUCGCCCAAAGAGUUUGUCGACGCUGGGCCUCUUGCAUCCAAGGCUCUCAGUUACUCCAGCAAAUCCUAUUCUUCCAGCCUAUACAGUCUAUCCUCCCAGAGCACACAAACAUCCUAGGACGAAAUCCCUUAUUGGAAGCAAAUUUUCCAUAUUGGUUCCCCAAUGAAUAUCAGAGAUCUACUGCAUUUGGGGCUGGGGACAUGCAAGAGUUUCUAGACAACCACGCUGCAUGGCUCCACCCAAGUGCAAGUUGGCGCCGAAUGCUGGUCCAACAACCCCCGGUAAUGACUCUAGGCUGGAUAGACCGCAAAGAAUCAUUUACCAACCGGAUCUCUCUGCACCGGUGGGAACUGUCAUUGGAAGAAUACGGUGGGCUUCGUAUGAAUAUGCUUUACGAUCUGGUUGUUAAGUCCUCAGAUAAGGCGGCAGCGUUCUUUUACUGGAGGAUGCACUGGAGCCGUCCUGACCUGAAAAUGUAUUCUAUCAAGCCUAAUCCGGAUAUCCAGGUGUACAGGACACCCUACUACCUCCAAGCGAUGAUGUCGGCCAAUGCGCAGACAGAUGUUGUGCUUGAUACGUGGAACUCUCCGUAUCUCGAAGCUCGUCUUUGGCGGGAAUUUGGUAAGGAUACUUGGACGUGGGACUUGAUACGAGGACUUCAAUCGCCGAUGGGAGAUCUGAAUCUUGAUGUGGUCUAUGGCUCAAGAAAACAGCAGGAGCUGCAGACCUGGGAAGUGCACCUGCAGGAUAUGUAUAUGCAGGAAAUGUAUGGGGAUCUAUUCGGCCAUCCUCCGGAAGACGGGGGUCCAUACCCUCUUCCAGAUGAUGAUGAUCCAGAUCUGUGA